AUGGCGCUUCCACUCGGAGUCUUCCUUGGCGGCUGCGUCGUCGCGAUUCCCGUCGUCACAGGCGUCGCGCAGGGCGUCGAGCAUCAAAAGAAGCAAAACGAAGAAGCCGCGAAUGAGUCGCGCAUGUGGAAAUUCAACUGUCUGGUGGCAUGCGAUGACCCCGAUCCCAUAGCAAAGGAGGAGGUGGACCACGGCAUUCUGGUUGUGCGCCACGACAAAGUUUGGGUCGUGCCCAGGAACGAUGAUGACAAACCCAUGUGGCCCGAGGGCGUGGAUGGAGAGGGCAAAGAACCACUUCAUGCAUUUGCGGGCUUCUACAUUGCAUAUCCGGAUGAGGACCGCAAUCCGCCAGAGCGAGGACUAGUGAGCACUAUCAGUGAUGAUCCGCCCAUGCUCAACUGGGUGUAUUGUGAUAAAAACACGUACGAGUUACGGUACUCGAAUCGCACCGGUAGUAUUAUGCAUCACAUUGGUGUCUGGGACUGGUCAGAAGACGAGAGUCAUCUCACUUUUGACGGCUGGGAAGGCUUCGUUGCUAUUGACGAGUGGGAUGGCGCUGAUGAAGACCCUUCAACGCCUUGGGGGAGAGAAGGUCUGCGAUGGGCCGUGUACUUUGACAAAGACGAUAACGGUCUGAAAGGUCGGAGGAAAGGAAGAGACAUGUUUGAAAUUAGUCUGAAGAGGAGGAUACAGAGUGCAGAAGAGCAGCUUAAGCAGAAUGAGGCGGCGGAGAAGAAGAUGCAAGUUAAGAGCAGGGGUGGGCUCAGUACAUCGUUUGCUGCACCACAGAAGGAGCGAGAUAAGGAGUGGGAAAAGAAGUUUGGUCAAAAGGCAAGAGAAGAGUUGGAGAGGAAGCUGGCGAGAGAUCGAGAAGCAGGAGAGGGGCCACAGUGGGCAAGAGGUGAUGUUGGGAAAGAAGUGGGUUGA
Bipolaris maydis ATCC 48331 is the source of this 927-nucleotide messenger RNA. NCBI's taxonomy places the organism in Eukaryota, Fungi, Ascomycota, Dothideomycetes, Pleosporales, Pleosporaceae. The record is from RefSeq and is a predicted model, not a curated record.